CGAAGAGAGGCCGGCUCCACACGACCCAUAACUCACCUUGAUUACAGGUUUUAUGGCUCUGCGUUCUUAAGGGCAAAUCAACUCGCUGGGGGAGCAGUGGACCUUAAACUUUACCAAUCACUGUUGUAUCUGUGUGCUGAUCUUUGGGAGCAGCUAAUACGCUGGUGAAAGUACCUGGCCUGCCGUGGGGUGUUUCAAGAAGUGCCCUUUUUACUUUCUAGUUUGCCUGGAUUUCACGUGAAUACCUGGACAACCCCGCUGCUUCCCAGCUAGCAUUGUUUCAGACUUUCAAUGGACCGAAGCCUCUCUUCCCUGCCCCCGCCUAGAAGAAAAGCGAUGUUGAAAAAGAAUAUGGCCUCGAGAAGAACGCCACAGCAGGAGGCAGGGUCUUCCACAGAGCAGACCUACGUCUACAAGGUGGUUCUGCUGGGGACCACAGCUGUGGGAAAGUCAAGCCUCGCCUUCCGCUAUGUGAAAAAUGAUUUCCGGGAAUCCAUGCCCACGGUGGGAUGUUCUUUCUUCACCCAGCUGGUCUGCUUAGAGACCACCACAAUGAAGCUCGAGAUUUGGGACACUGCUGGCCAGGAGAAGUACCAGAGCGUUUGCCAUCUUUAUUACAGGGGGGCGAAUGCUGCCCUUCUCGUAUACGACAUUACCCAAAAGGCAACUUUCGCAAGAGCAAAGCUGUGGCUGAGGGAAUUGGAGAGGGAAUUUCUUCACGACGAGAUUGUGAUCGUUUUAGUCGGCAAUAAGACGGACCUUGCUGCUCAGCGGGAAGUGCCUUUGGAGGAGGCUGAGGAAUUUGCAAAGAGCAAAAGCUUAAUUUUCAUGGAGACGUCAGCGAAAUCCAACCACCGCGUGACCGAGGUCUUUAUGGCUGUAGCUUGCGAGUUAUUGAAACGGGAACGACAGAAGGAACCAACACAUCAGCCUCAGCCCUGGAAGAAGUCAUGUGUGGAUCUGCAAGAGCCAAGCAAUCCAGCCAAGAGGUGCUGCAGGAGCUAAGAGAAGUGGCAGCCGGACCUACAUUUGCUGUUCAGUGGGUUUUUAUUUUGGGGGAGGGACAGAAAGGUGGGCCUAUGCACUGAGCUGAGCAGCUUGAGUGUUGAACUGUGAGUAUUGCUUUUUUAAAAAUAGUCAGUGCUCGACUGAAGAGCUGUAUGAGAGGAGAGAUUACUGAGUGCCAGGGACCGGAAAAGCAAGUCUCCUCUGUCCUGUGUUUGCUCAGUAUCACUAGGAAAGAAUGUGUUGUAACAUGUCUUCACGAAUGAAACCAGCAAACAGGUGUCAUCUCUCGGCCCUCCAUCCCACCUUGCAAAUUCCAUUAAAAACCCCGUAGAGGCUCGUAAAGCUACAGUCCCCCAGUCGCGUCACACAAGAUGUGUCCCGAAUAUGCGACGCGUGCGGUAGGCCCUCAAGAUUUUGUCACAAGUCUCGUGACUUUGGGGGCCUUUCUUAACGCCCCCGCUGAUGGAAUCAAGUGAUCGCUUAAGAACCUUUAAAACAAAACAGAAACUAACACUCGCUGGCUGUUGUGGCAGUGGAGAAGAUGGAGAACGCGAAGCAAGCACCCCCCGAAGGCCCAGGUCGCACAGGAGGAGACCCUACGUGUUAUUUAACGUCUCAUGAAUUUGGGACAGCGUUUAAUGGUCACCGGGGCCGAGUCUAGUAACUCAGCUCGCUGGGCAAGAGGGGGACUGUGGUUAUCCACUGACAUAAGGCAGCGCUCUUCCACUGCGCGGCUGCAUCUUGCGGCUGGUGUCUAAGUAUCUUGACAUUGCAAAGGUGUCAGCGGCAUGCGCGUGUCUCUUCUAGCCAGAUAGUCGGGAAACCUGUCCCGCUCAUGUCCCUGCACCAAGAUGUACAAAUUCAGAGCCCGCCACUGGCAUGCACAGUCCCCCAUGCGCCGAGAUGCUGCUGCGGGGGCCGCCUGGCCAUUAGCACUGAAAAGAGCUGAAGCCAAGUGCUCUUAGCACCACGUGGAAGAAGGAGACUCUCCGGUGUCCCCUGUAUUGGGGCCACGGCAACCACUCGCUCUGGGCAGGCUUGUGUCCUUGGUCACUUCAUUUGAACAGCACAGCCAAAGAUGUCAGGCGCUCCCAGCUCCAGGGGUGGUAUUUCCCCGCAGGAGCCCGAGUGCAUCGGUUCUGGGGCUGGGCAGGCUGCUCUCGUCCCUAUAUGCUUGGCUGACCUCUUCGCCCCCUCCCCCUACAGCGGGUGUUGUGGUGAAGGCACAUUUACGGGGCAGUUCACACCACUCAGGGGCCUUGUUUCUGGCCAUCUGCUGGCUCAGGCCCGGCCUACACUAUGGCCUUAGCCCCUGGCGUAGCGCUGUGCCCAGGCACAGACCUGGAUGUUCACUGGGACAGCUUGUUUCCCUGCGGGGGUAUGUGCAUGUGGGGGAGAAGCUGGACGAAUCCACAUGGGCAUCCAAGGGCAGGCCGGACCCACCACGGCCACCCACAGUGUGACCCCAGAUUAACCAUUUUCUGGAGCCGAGCGGGUCAGAAGUGGGGGCCCAGGAGCUGAACCCUGGGCCUAGGUGUCUGUGCCUGGCUCGGGGAAGGGGAGCAGCCCUCUCCAGCACAGUGCUGUCACAAGCUCACAAGCCUCCCAGGCGGCUCAGGAGCAGAGGGGACAUAAAGGCCCCUCAGGGGACCGGCCGGCCGCUAGCAGGCUGGACUCCAGGACACUCCGAGAAGAGGCUUUUGAGUCAGCCACUCCUGCCCUCCUGCCUCUGCCUGCUUAAAUACGGGCCCUGCUCCACCCAGGUGGGAGCUGGCUGCCUCGAACUGGCUGAACGGGCUCUCUGGGGCCUGGCUCCCUUGGCAGAAAACGAGCCCCACUCCCGCCCGAGUGCGGGGCAGAGUCGCCCUCCACGGACGCCCCAUCAGC
Molecule: messenger RNA, 2895 nt
Organism: Pelodiscus sinensis (Chinese soft-shelled turtle)
Lineage: Eukaryota; Metazoa; Chordata; Testudines; Trionychidae
Gene: RAB17
Product: RAB17, member RAS oncogene family
Molecular function (GO): GTPase activity; GTP binding
Source: RefSeq, a predicted model, not a curated record